This is a messenger RNA of Aegilops tauschii subsp. strangulata, 969 nucleotides long. Its product is annotated as BTB/POZ and MATH domain-containing protein 1-like. Gene Ontology annotation, molecular function: protein binding. Gene Ontology annotation, biological process: protein ubiquitination. NCBI's taxonomy places the organism in Eukaryota, Viridiplantae, Streptophyta, Magnoliopsida, Poales, Poaceae. The record is from RefSeq and is a predicted model, not a curated record.
AUGUCACCGUCGGGAUCUGCAUCCUCCAUCGUCGCGGACACAACGGAAGGGUACCACUUUCUCACGAUCCGCGACUACUCCCGUACGAAGGGCGUCCCCACCGGAGAGCGGAUCGGUUCUCUUCCCUUCACAGUUGGUGGCCACUGCUGGCGCAUCUACUACUUCCCCAACGGUGUACGCUCGGAGGUCGCGGAUUACGUGUCCUUCUCCCUCGAGCUAGAUGAAGAUGUCCCGGCUACGGUGAAGGCCCAGGUUAAAAUUUGUUUCGCCGGCGAGGAGGAGGAGGCCGAGCAGGCGGCGUCGCUGGCGUUGGCAUCGGUGGACGAAUUCACCUCGCAGAAGUGCAGGCAGUACGAGAAAUUCAUCAAAAGGGAGAUCCUGGAGAACUCGAGGCAUCUAAAGAACGACUCUUUGAGCAUCCGGUGCGACAUCGCUGUCAUACACGGUUACCGUGGGGUGGACGGCACGACCGCCUUUAUUUGCGUGCUCCCAUGCGACGUGCGCCAGAACCUUGGAAAGUAUAUCGAGACCAACAAGCGCACCCACGAGGUGUUUGAGGUCGGUACUGAGAUCAUCGCCGUGCACUACUGCGUGCUUGUGGCAUGCUGGGCCUGCUCGCCGGUGUUGGAAGCCGAGCUCUAUGGAGCCAUUAAAGAGGACAACACUGCCGCUGCCGGCGUGGUGCACGUAGAAGGCAUGGAGGUGGAGGUGUUCAAGGCGCUGCUCGAUUUCGCGUACACGGGCCGUCUGCCGCAGACGUCCAAGGAAGACGACGAGGUCAUGUGUCAGCGUCUUCUAGUCGCGGCAGACAGGUAUGGCAUCGUGCAGCUGAAGCUAUUGUGCGAGGAGUGGAUGUGCAAGUACAUAGAUGUGGGCACUGCUGCGACCAUCCUGGCGCUAGCUGAGCAAAACCACUGUGAGGGGCUCAGAAAGGCAUGCUUCGAUUUUCUCGCCGCUCCAGGAAACUGA